AUGCCAGGUGAUGACGAACCCGUUAUGGACGAAGAGUUGACUAUUGCUGGAUUGGAAAGAAGCAGUGGAGGACUACCGGUCCCUUUGUUACUGCGCAUCGAAGGGGCGAAACAAGAAGUUGGGACAAGUGAGGGGACUGGUUUUGAAGGGUUCGAAGAGAUCGUGAUCGAUAGGGUCAAGCCAUUGGGCGUCCCAUCCAGAAACUUCAACCCGACGCUAAUGAAGAAAUACUACGGCACUGGCAAUGAGACAGGUGAACAAGGAAGAUACGCGGAGCAGCUCACUCGGUUUCUGAGCUCCAUCUGGGUGCAACUGGGUGUUGGUAUCUACAUGGCCGACAGAUCCGAGAAGUCCAAGGCGCCCGAGGAAAAGGAAAAGGCUCGUAAGGGCAAGAAAGCUGCAAAGAAGAAAGAGGAGGAGUACAACUCAGGCGACAACAGUCCCGUGCCGGACUUGAUUAUGUUUGACUGA
Molecule: messenger RNA, 471 nt
Organism: Aspergillus glaucus CBS 516.65
Lineage: Eukaryota; Fungi; Ascomycota; Eurotiomycetes; Eurotiales; Aspergillaceae
Exons: 2
Coding region: 1-471 (156 amino acids)
Source: RefSeq, a predicted model, not a curated record